Molecule: messenger RNA, 2380 nt
Organism: Alternaria alternata
Lineage: Eukaryota; Fungi; Ascomycota; Dothideomycetes; Pleosporales; Pleosporaceae
Product: mitochondrial distribution and morphology protein 34
Exons: 1
Coding region: 372-2186 (604 amino acids)
Biological process (GO): mitochondrion organization; phospholipid transport
Cellular component (GO): ERMES complex
Molecular function (GO): lipid binding
Source: RefSeq, a predicted model, not a curated record
GGGUGGUGGAAAGCGCACGGCCGAAGUGCGGUUGUGUAAAAAGUUGGCGGCAGGCGAGAAGCAUCAUCCUUGACGUCGGUACCUUUCACCCGGAAAAUCCCCUCGAGUGCCGCAUGUGCCUCUCCCACUCUCACUCCACCACGAGUGCAGCCAUACAAUACCGCGCCCACACCGCCCGAAAUAUUCACUGCCCACCUGUUUCCCCACCCAUUCCCUCGCAAAUACGCCCCAACCCCUCUGCAAUCGUGCCUCGUGUGAUCGCAUGGCGAAUGCACGCGACAGCAGCAUCAUCUGCCAAUCCCCACCACCACCCGCGCGGUAACGACGUCGACGCUCCACGCACCGCUCACUGAGCGCACCAACCCAUCACCAUGGCCUUCAACUUCAACUGGUCGCCGCUCAUUGCCGACACGUCGAGGGCGCGCGACAUGCUCACCACCGCCCUGAACAAAUCCCCCAAGCCGCCCAUCAUCGUCGACGACAUCGUCGUCACCGAGCUGAAUCUCGGCACCACCCCGCCAGAGCUCGAGAUACUAGAGAUUGGCGACUUGGCCGAGGACAGGUUCAGGGGCAUCUUCAAGAUGUCGUAUGCCGGCGACGCGUUCCUGACGCUGAAAACAAAAGUUCAGGCAAACCCGCUGAAGACGUAUCUCUCCAACAAGCCAGACUUUGCUUCACCACAGCCACUGGCAGCAUCGUCCGGCUUGACUAUACCAUUGCAAAUCACUCUGUCCAACAUCCGCCUCUCCGGCUUUGUCAUCCUGGUCUUCUCCAAACAAAAGGGCUUGACGCUGGUCUUCAGGAACGACCCUUUGGAGUCGCUCAAGGUCUCUUCGACAUUUGAUUCCAUCCCAUUCGUGCGUGACUACCUGCAGAAGGAGAUUGAGGGGCAAUUGCGUGUCUUGUUCAUGGAGGACUUGCCGGCUAUUAUUCAUAGGCUAUCACUACGCAUGCUGUCGCCCGAGUACCAAGAGAUCGAGACAGAAGAGCGACUGGAAGGCGCUAACGAUACAACCGCAGCCAUCGACCCUCUCGCAUCGCCACCACAAGAUGCUGUCGAUGCCUUCGGGAACCCAUUAGACGAAGCCCAAAUUUCUGCCUUAUCGCUCGACUCUGGCGAAAUCCACGCCUCCUUCUCCCAGAAGAACAUCCUCCGCCUAGCCGCCUUGUCCGAAUCGCAACGAACGCUAUCCCUCUUCACACCCGGCAUACGCGAUGCCGUCUUCAGAGCAUGGGCAGGUCACCCAGACAGACCCGAGUCUGGUGCUGCUACGCCGGCACUCACACAAGGCAGCCUAUCGAGGAUACAGUCGACCUUUGGCAGCCUCAAGUCUGGCGCGUCGUCGGUUGCGUCUGGCUCAACAGGCAAUGAUACACACAGCUCACGACCUACCAUGGCAUCGGCAUACUCGACUCCUUCGGGGCUCAGUCUUGGCUCAAGUCGCUCUCGCACUGGUGGCAUGCGGAAACGAAAGAAGCGUGUUGUUGAUCUGCGCAAGAAGGAGGACGUUGAUUCUGGCGUGUCAACUGGAGCCAAUACACCAUUACCAAGUGCGUACGCAUCUGAGACGUCAAGCGUCAUCCCCGAAGAGAGGGAAGCAGAGGAAGAAUUGGCUACCCCACCAAGGAGCCCCGCACAACCUGGCAUGCGCUUCGAGAGCCGCCGUGGCAGUCUGGACAUUGGUACACCGAAGCGGAUACCUGAAGAGCCGCCUGCUUUUGGCCCUCUUCUUGCCCCUGCACCAGAUCUUUCAGAUGCACCCAAGCCACCCAAGUCCACCAAAUCGAAGCAAACCACCCCACCAGCCGCUCACCUCGAAGACCCAUUCAUAUCCCACUCAUCUUCCAGACGCCCGCCGAUUUCGCGUAAUAAACUACGGCAAGCACAGCAGUCCACCUCGCCACUCCUACGCUCCUUGUCGUUUGACAAGGUCUCCUCGCUCUCAGCUCUAUGCUCGCCACCGCGCACUUCUUCACCACCUAACGCUGACGUCAUGGCCAGCUCCGGUGGCAUCCUUGAACAAGCCUGGAUGACAAAGAUGGCGCAGGAGAUUGCGAGAAAGGUUCAAGAGGAAAAGGACCGGUCGUCUCGCCGGCCUUCGCACGCCAGGACGAAGACUGCGCCCACAGGAGGCUUCUGGCAGAACGAUGACGAGAUUGAGGCACCGCCUGCUUACGUCGCGUAAGCUUGAUGAAAUUAUGAGCGAUGAAGUUUCCAUGACGAAGCACCGUUCAGUUCUUGCAUGUUGUUUGUCCAUCAUUUGUUGUUUCUUUUGUUUCUGCUUCUUAGCAUUGGCGUAUCAGGAUAGGGAAAAGCUCGUUGCAUCGGAUCAACUUGAGUAAGAUUGCUUGCAUAUAUUCGGGUUUGCAUCAAGGAAGG